AUGCGGGGUGAUUCUGUCCUGCAACGAGUCUGGCUCGCCCUCGAAGAGAAAAGGAUCCCGUACGAAUAUAUCGAGGUCAACCCAUACAACAAGCCAGACUCACUACUCACACUGAACCCUCGAGGCCUAGUACCUACACUCUCGACGCCAGCAGAUCCACACCCACGGCCACUGUACGAUUCCACUGUGAUCCUGGAGUAUCUGGAAGAAGCAUACCCAGAUCACCAACCCCGCUUCCUACCAGAAGAUGCCUACGAGCGUGCCCGCGCACGCAUUUGGAUUGACUAUGUGACAUCUCGCAUAAUCCCAUAUUUUCACCGUUUCUUGCAGUGCCAGUCUGCAGAUGGCAAUGCGCAGAACACAGAUGCCGAGUUGGAUCAGGCUCGGCAAGAGUUUUUGAGUCACCUGAAAGCAUGGGUGGAGGAGACGCACACCGAUGGACCUUUCUUCCUUGGUAAGGAUAUAAGCUUGCCGGAUCUGGUGCUGGCUCCGUGGGCUGUACGACUGUGGGUGUUUGAUGAGUUUAAAAGUGGUGGAUUGGGGAUUCCGAAGGAGGGGGAAGGGGGUACAGAUGAGGGUAUCUGGAGCCGGUGGAGGACUUGGCUUGCUGCUGUUGAGAGCAGACGUAGUAUCAAGGAGACUACCAGUGAUCAAACUGUCAUGGCACGCAAUAUGAGGGGCGAAUCUCCCCGCGGGAGCUCAGCGCUGGAAACCGGCCCGUCAGCACCGGCCAUCCACCCGUCUUUUAUACAGGUGGCCAACCCAUACAUAUUCGAACAGACAGUCGAAAACUGCAUCGAGGCGAUGAGCGUUAAUCCCCUUCGUGAAACUUCAUUGCGUCUUCAGGGCGUAGCAUGGAUUGACAGCGUGCGGAGGGCCCUUAACCUUCCUAUUCGCACUUUUGACACAGCAGUAGGAUAUUAUCACCGAUUUAGAUUGGUGCACCCAGACAAUGAGUAUAUUUUCACAGAUGCUGCGGCUGCGGCUUUAUUCACAGCAUGCAAGAUCGAAGAUACGCUGAAGAAGUCGCGAGACAUCGUCUGCGCAGCGUACAACUUGAAAGUAGCGCCAUCAGAGCACUUAUCGGCUGAUGAUCCCAUGUUUGAAUCCAAUGCGCGUGGCAUCAUCGGUCUCGAACGACUCAUGUUAGAGGCCUCAGGCUUUGACUUUCGAACCCGGCACCCCCAAAAGACCCUCAUGAAGCUGGGUCGGCAUUAUGGACUACUAAAAAACUCCGAAGUCUCCAAUAUUGCCUACCGCAUUUCGUCCGAUCUUUACCGGACAUUUGCACCUAUCAAACAAAACUCAUCGACGAUGGCCUUUAGUUGCCUUGAGCUUGCAGGACGACUCUUAGACCAGCGCGUCAAACAAGUGGAGUCCGGGGUAGACUAUGCGCAGUGGAGCACCAGCCGAGCAGAAAUCAUGGAAACCCUCUUCGACCUCUUAGAACUCUAUACCCACCACCGAUCACAAACCGCUGUCGGCCCGGAAUUUCCAGCAGACCGGUUCCUAACAGUCCGCAUCCCGCUCAACCAAGAAGCCAGCGAGCAAAACAUCCCGCGCUACCACCCGUGGAUCGGCCAGCCACGUAAACAAUCCAAUGGCAGUGGCGCGAACGACCAAGAUGCUCCACGACCUGCUCAUCCCUUGACACCAAUUGCAGCGAAUGGGGACCGCCAGAGGACAGGCGAGCGAGGUCGCGACGCCGCCGUGCGAUUCAUGCUCGAUCCCGCAUGUGCGGAUGAGGAGAGGCGACAGGUCGCGGCGUACUUCAAAGUCGAAAUGGAAGAAUAUGAGGUCGACGGGUAA
This is a messenger RNA of Penicillium concentricum, 1809 nucleotides long. RefSeq names its product Glutathione S-transferase/chloride channel C-terminal. The record is from RefSeq and is a predicted model, not a curated record. Bases 1 to 1809 code for a protein of 602 amino acids. Gene Ontology annotation, cellular component: cytoplasm. The transcript is spliced from 7 exons. Lineage: Eukaryota; Fungi; Ascomycota; Eurotiomycetes; Eurotiales; Aspergillaceae.